AAAUGAGACAUAUAUCCAGUACCAGUUAGAAGAAGUGAAAGGAAUAAGGAUAGAGUAGCAAAUAAUGAAAGAGAUAGGAGAAGAAAUGAAUAAUGGGUAAAUCAAGGUCAAAGAGCACAACAAUUCAAUAAUCCAGUUUUUGAACAACCACCACGAAAUGAUAUUCCAAUGGAUGAACCACCUAAAAAGAAAAAGAAAGGAUUUACUGAAGAACAACGAAGAAAAGCAAUGAAAACAAAGAGAAAUAAUAAUAUCUACACAAAUUGUGGACAAGUAAAAAGGAAUAACAAGAUACCAAAUGUAGAAGAAUUUAAUCCAGUAAAUGCAUGUUUGAAUGCAAAUGUACCUAUUAAUUGGACACAAUAUAUUAAUGAGAAACAAAAUGUCAAAAAGAAAUUGAAGUCAGAAUUGAAAUAUUGACUACACUUGGGCAAAAUUGAAACAUAAAUCAAGAAAGAACUUAAGCAACUAGAUGUAAUGUUCGAGUUAAUGGUAUAAAAUUAGAGUAUUAAUAAAUAUAGGAGCAGAACCAUCCGCAAUAUCAAAUGAAUUAAGAAAAGAUUUGAAUGUACCAAUAGUUAGGAAAAGUAAUGUAAUAUUAAGAAUAGCAAAUGGAAAAAGUAUAGCUUCAUUAGGAAUAGCAGAAUUGGAAGUAGAAAUCAAUCAAGGAUUAAAAAUACCACUGAAGGUGGAAGUAAUUGAAUCAAAACAGAUGGAUCUGAUAUUGGAAACAGAUUUAUUGAAGCAUGGAGUAAUAGAUAUGAAAGAAAGAUUAUUAACAAUUAAAAUGAAUGAUGAAGAAAAUGAAAUACCAAUAGAUUGUAAAGUACAAAAUAAGGAAG
This is a messenger RNA of Rhizophagus irregularis DAOM 181602=DAOM 197198, 842 nucleotides long. The record is from RefSeq and is a predicted model, not a curated record. NCBI's taxonomy places the organism in Eukaryota, Fungi, Glomeromycota, Glomeromycetes, Glomerales, Glomeraceae.